AUGCCGAUUUCUUAUCAUUUUGAUCAUUUGCCAUCGAAUGUGUUGUCAUUGCCUGGUUACGACUUUUUUCAAUUUAUUCGAACUAUUCUCGGUGAACCAGAAGCGAAAUUAUUGAAUAAAAUUUCAGUGAAAAUAACAUCAUCAUUAUUACUUAUUGAAGAUCCAUUAUAUAUUUUUAAUCAAGAUAUUGAUGAUGAAGAAUUAGAUACAUUAAAAGAACAACUAGGCUUUAAAAUGAAAAAUGAUACAUUUUUAAUUAAACCUGGUGUUAGCUCUGGAUUUGUUUCACUGGAGCAAGCGUUAAAAGAAAAAUUAAAUCAACAACUCAAACAUCCAACAAAAAGAAAACAACAACAGAAUAUCAAUACAUCAUUAAUCUCUUCUUUGACAACGCCAAUACAGGAAGCAAGAACUUCUUCAUUAUCUUUAUCAGAACAUAAAUCACAUGCUCUUAAUUUAAUAAAAAAGUGGUGUAAUGAAAACAGAGAAAAUUUAAAUUUAGAAAAUUUUCAUUUAGAAGAAGGUAUUGACUUUAUGUUAAAUAUUGAUUUUGAUCGAAAUUCUGUUGUACAAGCCACGAUCAAAUGCAAAUGUGGCAAAGUUAUUUCAUUAUGUAAAAAUGACCAAGAAAUACAAGUAUCGAAUUUUUAUAAACAUUUGUAA
Molecule: messenger RNA, 663 nt
Organism: Rotaria sp. Silwood2
Lineage: Eukaryota; Metazoa; Rotifera; Eurotatoria; Philodinida; Philodinidae
Source: the annotation of a GenBank genome assembly